GGAGAGAGGAGCAUAAUCCAGGAUCGACCAACCGAUAAGGUUGCACCUAGGUCAAGAAUGAGAAAACACAGGGUGUGAGCCAAGGGGCGGAGGAGAGCUGAGGAGGGCGGAGAAAGCUGUUUGUAGAGAGCUGGCAGUAAAACUUAGGCUGCUUUAUUAGGCAGACUACUCUGUACCACCAUCCGUCUUCGGAGAUCUCUCAGGAGAUGCUCUCCAUCCCUCAAGGCAUGUGGAGCCUUCAGGUCUUCCUGAUGCUGGUCACUGUGAUCAGCUGUCUCCAGCCAGCAAAAGAUGAAUUUACCAAUCAGGCUAAGAUGAGGCCUUUACAGCGUGUUAAAAGAAGAUGGGUUAUUACUACCUUGAAACUCAUUGAAGAAGACCCAGGACCAUUUCCCAAGUUUGCUGGAGAGUUAUUCAAUAACAUGGACUACAAUGAAUCCUUAAUAUAUAUAAUCAGUGGGCCUGGUGUGGAUGAGCCUCCAGUUGGUCUGUUUUCUAUAGAAGAUAAUCAAAAUGGGAAAGUCUAUGUUCACUCUUCGAUUGACCGAGAGGAAAUACAAUCUUUUGUGGUACGCUUUGAUAUUAUUGAGAGUUCAACUCGGAAAGCUGUGGAUACAUCUUUAUUUUUCAUUGUCAAAGUUGGUGACAUCAAUGAUAAUGCACCACAGUUUGCUGAGGAAGAAUUUAACAUCACUAUCAAAGAGAGCCACCAUCUUGAUAAUCCUAUUUUUCAGGUAGAAGCAGUCGAUUUGGAUGAAAAGCAAACUCCCAAUUCUGAAGUCUCCUAUUCCCUUGUUUCACAAGUGCCAUUGAACAAAGGAAAUGGGUUUUACAUUGAUCAAAGUAGUGGAGAAAUUCUUCUCUCAGGAUGCUUAGAUUAUGAGGCUGUCCAAUUGUUCAAAUUACUGAUUAGAGCAAAUGACCAUGGAGAGCCACCAUUGUCAUCCACUGCUACUGUUAACAUAGUUGUUGAAGAGGGAAACAGCCACAUGCCUGUAUUUACUAAGGAAGAUUAUAAAAUACAGGUUUCUGAAGGUCAAAUACAACAGGAGGUGCUAAGACUCCUAGUGCAAGAUCAUGAUUCUCCAUUCACGCCUGCCUGGAAAGCAAAAUACAAAAUAUUACAUGGUAAUGAAGAAGAACACUUCAAUAUUGUAACAGAUCCUGGUACCAAUGAAGGAAUUUUAAAUAUCAUCAAGCCUUUGGAUUAUGAAAACCUGCCAGACAAAAAACUUGUUAUUGUAGUUGAAAAUGAAGAACCAUUCUCUUCAUGUGAAAAAGACCAAUUUGGCAAUGGAACCAGCACUGCAACUGUGAAUGUGGAGGUUAUUGAUACUAAUGACCCUCCUCAGUUCCAUCCUCCUAAUUUUAUCGUUCAAGAAGUUGAUGGAGCUGGUCCUGGGAUCCAGUUGGGAAGAUAUAAUGCUACAGACCCAGAUGGGAACAGCAAGAACAUAAGGUUUAGACUGGUUCAUGAUCCUGCCAGUUGGGUCACUGUGGAUGAACUCUCUGGGGUGGUUACCACAGUGAAACAUGUGGAUCGGGAAUCCCCAUAUGUGAAUAACAGCUUUUACACAAUUAUCGUCUAUGCCAUCGAUGAUGGUGUCCCGCCUCAGACAAGUACAGGAACUAUGAUGCUUUUUCUUUCUGACGAGAAUGACAACACACCUAUUCUUGUUAAACCUUUCAUGGAAGUUUGUAAGAUAGAGCAGAAUGCAUCUCUUCUUGUGGAAGCUGAGGAUAAAGAUUUAGAUCCAUUCUCUGGUCCUUUUACAUUUAAGUUAGAUGAUUCUUCCGGAAAUAUAAAAGAUACUUGGAAGCUAGGGAACAAUUUUGGUUAUUCUGUGGAACUUCUAAUGGUAAGAAGUCUCCCAAAUGGUAAUUAUUCAGUGCCCUUCAUUAUCUUAGAUAAACAAGGAUUUUUCAAGAAACAGAUGCUAUAUGUGAGGCUGUGUUCCUGUCUCAAUGGAAUUACCUGCAUAGAAUCUUCAAUGGCCUUUGUAGGACUUGGUGGAGCUGCCAUUAUCCUGAUAUGUGUAGCUUUCAUGUUAUUGGCAGUAGCCCUACUUUUCUUGAUGCAGUUUUCUUUUGGAUCUGCAAACAAGAGGCAACCAAUAACCUUUCCUUAUGAACGGGGCAGUCAGUCCUUGAUCAGAUAUAAUGAUGAAAGUGAAAAUACUUCAGCACUGUACUAUCCAAACGACACAAGGAAUCUACAUACUAAAUGCCAACUGAAAAGGAUGGAAGCAAAAAUGUCAGAGAGAUUAACUGAAUACUAUCCAAAUGACAUAAGGAGCCUGUGUACUAAAAGCCAACUGGAAAGGAUGGAAAGAAAAAUAGCAGAGACAUUAACUCAAAAGCUGCAUGAUAUUGACAACUUGGAAUAUGACACUACUUACCAACCUCACAUUUACAUGGAUGAGGGAGAAUUUGAAGCUACUAAAUCCCUCAGUUCACUUGCUUUGACAGAAAGUGACUUGCCUGAAAAUUUUCUGGAUGAUUUGGGAUCAAAAGUAAUUGCCCUUGAAAAAAUAUAUUCCGAGUCAGUCUUUCUGAAAUAAUGCAUAUAUUGGAAAAUUGGUAGUCAUACCUGAAGAGACCUUACUUUAUUAAGGACAAUUUUAUUUCUUUAUUCAUUUUUUCUAAGACUUGUGUGAAAGUUAGUUAAUGAUGUGGAAAAUGCUGUGGGAUUAUUGGAACAGGAAUAAUGGGCAAAAGAGAAGGAAAAAAAUGUUGUAUUUUUAUAUAGGAUCAUUAGAACUUAUUUCUACAGGUAUGAACGUUACUGAUUUGUAUAUAACUGUUUAUUCCAUUUUGUUAGUUUUAUAACUGUAAAUAUAAUUAGACAGAUCAAUAGAUUCCUAUGAAGUUUUGAAUAGGAUUGGUUAAAAUAAAGGAAAUAAGAUAUUC
Molecule: messenger RNA, 2910 nt
Organism: Sarcophilus harrisii (Tasmanian devil)
Lineage: Eukaryota; Metazoa; Chordata; Mammalia; Dasyuromorphia; Dasyuridae
Gene: CDH26
Product: cadherin 26
Exons: 16
Coding region: 207-2561 (784 amino acids)
Biological process (GO): calcium-dependent cell-cell adhesion; cell-cell junction assembly; homophilic cell-cell adhesion
Cellular component (GO): catenin complex; adherens junction; plasma membrane
Molecular function (GO): calcium ion binding; cadherin binding
Source: RefSeq, a predicted model, not a curated record